AUGUCUCAGUUUGAAACUCUCAAAGAAGAUGAAGAUUUUGUUGAUGUGACUUUGUCUUGUUAUGGACAAAGCAUAAAAGCUCACAAAGUUGUUUUAUCCGCUUGUAGUCCUUAUCUUAAGAGUAUAUUUAAGGAACAUCCAUGCAAGCAUCCAGUAAUCAUCCUAGAUAAUUUAUCAUACAAAAAUCUUGAAGCUGUGAUACAAUUUGUUUACACAGGGCAAGUUUAUGUUGAACAAACUGAUUUGCCAUCAUUUUUAAAAGCAGCAGAAGCCCUACAAAUAAGGGGAUUGUCAAAUUUAACCAAUUCAACUGAGAAUUUCAUAGAGGUAAUCAUUUUAUGUCAUAUUGAUUUUGCAAUUUAG
This is a messenger RNA of Pediculus humanus corporis (human body louse), 363 nucleotides long. Its product is annotated as broad-complex core-protein, putative. Bases 1 to 363 code for a protein of 120 amino acids. Gene Ontology annotation, biological process: regulation of transcription by RNA polymerase II. The transcript has 2 exons. The record is from RefSeq and is a predicted model, not a curated record. Lineage: Eukaryota; Metazoa; Arthropoda; Insecta; Psocodea; Pediculidae. Gene Ontology annotation, molecular function: protein binding. Gene Ontology annotation, cellular component: nucleus.